AUGUGGAAAGACGCACUAUAUAGACUGAAAGCUGAUCCAGCUGAGUACAUCUUCGUACUCACUGCAAAUCGAUUGUUUACGGAAAAAGACAAGUACGAUAUAGCAGACAUAAUGUGGGAAGAAUUCGGAGCAGAAGGACUGGCCAUCUGCAACGAAUCUUCUUUCCCAAUGAUUUGGUAUGGCAAACAGACAGGUGUCUAUGUAGACUGCGGUGAAUUGAUCACUUCUGUUGUCGUCUUCCACGACGGCCGACGUCUUAGUAACAAUGUGCUCAAUUUUGUGAAAGAACGAGUGGAACUGUCGUCGUAUAUUGAAAAUGAAGAGUAUGACAUGAUUACAAUUAGAGUAAAGGCGGGACAAAGCCUAAACGUACACAUGCAAGUGGACGGAGUCAGGCUGCCUAUGAAAAUGGAUACUGGUGCAGCAGUAUCAACUGUCGAUAUGGCAGAGAUGUUUUGA
This is a messenger RNA of Corticium candelabrum, 459 nucleotides long. RefSeq lists its product as uncharacterized. NCBI's taxonomy places the organism in Eukaryota, Metazoa, Porifera, Homoscleromorpha, Homosclerophorida, Plakinidae. The record is from RefSeq and is a predicted model, not a curated record. The transcript has a single exon. Bases 1 to 459 code for a protein of 152 amino acids.